GCUAAAAACAAAAAGACUGACCAAACACCAGUCCCCAAAAUUCUCACCGGCAGGCAGCAUGUGAAACAACAGAAUGCAUAAAUUAAUACCCACAUCCCUUAACUUUGUCUUCCUCAAAACAAACCCAAGAAAUGAAUUUUCUCUGCAAAUUCAUCCCAUUCCCACUGUUCUUGCCACUAAUUUUGAGCUCAUGCAUUGUCAGCAAUGGUGAAAUCUCAACCACCCUUGAAGGACCCUUUAAACCUGUGACUGUCCCUCUUGACAAAAACACCAAAUUUACCAAUGCCAAAGAUUUGCCUGAUAAUUAUCCUCAGCUUCAAAACAAUGUUGUUGGUUAUCAGCCUCAGCAAAUUUCUGUCUCUCUGUCUUCUAAUUAUGACUCUCUUUGGAUCUCCUGGGUCACUGGGGAUUUCCAAAUUGGUGGUGACAUAAUACCAUUAGAUCCUUCAUCAGUUUCCAGUGUUGUGCACUAUGGGAUCUUGGGAUCAUCAGUUACUUACGAGGAAUUUGGUUAUUCACUUGCAUAUGAUCAACUUUAUCCUUUUGAAGGCCUUCAGAACUACACCUCUGGCAUCAUUCAUCAUGUUCACCUUACCGGACUGGAACCCGGUGCAUUGUAUGAAUAUCAAUGUGGAGAUCCUUCUAUAGCAGCAAUGAGUGAUAUCUUUUACUUUAGAACAAUGCCGGUCUCUAGCCCCGUAAAUUACCCUAGCAGAAUAGCAGUUGUGGGAGACCUAGGUCUUACUUACAAUACAAGUUCAACACUUAAUUACUUGCUCAGUAAUCAUCCUGAUCUUCUUAUUGUGGUAGGGGGUGUAAGUUAUGCUGACAUGUACCUCACCAAUGGAACCGGGUCUGAUUGUUACUCUUGCUCAUUUGCACAAACUCCUAUCCAUGAAACGUACCAGCCGCGUUGGGAUUAUUGGGGAAGAUUUAUGCAACCUCUAUUGGCUAAUGUUCCAACUAUGGUGGUAGGAGGGAAGCAUGAAAAUGAAGAACAGGCUGGAAAUGAGAUAUUUGUUGCUUUAAGUUCUCGAUUUACAUUUCCAUCUGAAGAAAGCGGGUCAUAUUCCACAUUAUACUAUUCUUUCAAUGCAGGGGGUAUACAUUUUGUGGUGCUCAGUGCUUACAUUGCCUACGACAGAUCAUCGGAUCAGUACACAUGGUUGGAAGGAGACCUCUAUAAUGUUAACAGGAGUACGACUCCUUGGCUGGUGGCUGCUUGGUACCCUCCUUGGUACAGUACAUUCAAGGCACAUUAUCGAGAAGCAGAAUGUAUGAGAGUGGAAAUGGAGGACUUGCUCUAUGUUUACGGUGUUGAUAUAGUUUUCAAUGGGCGAGUUCACGCAUACGAGAGGUCAAACCGAGUGUACCACUACUCUUUGGAUCCAUGUGGUCCAGUUUAUAUCACUUCGGGUGCUGGUGGUUGUCGAGAAGCAAUGGCGGUGGCUCAUGCUGAUGAUAUCGGUAAUUGUCCAGAGCCAUAUGAUACACCUGAUGAAGAUAUUGGUGGCUUUUGUGCAUCCAAUUUUACAUCAGGCCCUGCAGCUGGUAACUUUUGCUGGGACCAGCAGCCUGAGUACAGUGCAUUCAGAGAAAGCAGCUUCGGUCACGGCACACUAGAGGUGAAAAACGAGACUCAUGCCUUGUGGAGUUGGCACCGCAAUCAAGACGCUUAUCAAAUCGCAAGCGAUAUCAUUUACAUAGUAAGGGAACCUGAGAAGUGCCUUGUUAGAUGACCAUAAAUAACCACAUUCUUCAAAGGUUAGUGAUUGCUGAUGUUGCACCUUGGUGCAGGCAAGAUUUCUCAUUGCUGAAGACAUACCAACUUAGAAUUGGUGACCCCUUGUACAGACAACAAAUUGAACACUAGCUAAAAUGUAGGAGCAGCAUUUCUCUGACAAAAUUUGAUACCUUUAAUGUCAAGCAGACCUGCUGGCUGGCUUAAACACUUGAUUUUUCUAUCAAUUCCAGCCCGGAUUUGAUCCCUAAAGAAAUCUGUUCUGGAUUUUGACUUUUAUGUUUAGUUAAAAAUUGAUGUACAUAAAUUCCGGUUUGAACUCAUAGACCUGACUUGGAUAAACUAUUAGACCCAAAUCGGGUUUCGACCAAGCUUAACUCGUAUAUAAAAGAGUCAAAUUCAGUUGAA
This is a messenger RNA of Mercurialis annua (annual mercury), 2149 nucleotides long. RefSeq names its product purple acid phosphatase 15-like. The transcript has 7 exons. The coding region runs from base 132 to 1739 and encodes 535 amino acids. Lineage: Eukaryota; Viridiplantae; Streptophyta; Magnoliopsida; Malpighiales; Euphorbiaceae. The record is from RefSeq and is a predicted model, not a curated record. Gene Ontology annotation, molecular function: acid phosphatase activity; metal ion binding.